Molecule: messenger RNA, 1717 nt
Organism: Polypterus senegalus (gray bichir)
Lineage: Eukaryota; Metazoa; Chordata; Cladistia; Polypteriformes; Polypteridae
Product: tripartite motif-containing protein 16-like
Exons: 7
Coding region: 1-1422 (473 amino acids)
Molecular function (GO): protein binding; zinc ion binding
Source: RefSeq, a predicted model, not a curated record
AUGGCCUCCUUCUGCGAGAGUCACCUGCAGCAGCACCGAGAAUCUCAGGUCUUGAAGAGACACAGAGUGGAGGUGCUGAGUGAAAACCUUAAAGACAAACUCUGCAGAAAACAUCACAGGGUCCUAGAAAUCUUCUGUAGGACUGAUGGGACCUGCAUCUGCUCAAUGUGUGCAGCGACUGAUCAUAAGCAUCAUGACACAGUGACACUGGAAACUGAGCGAGCAGAGAAACAGAGUAAUACUGAGAUGGAAUUGCAGGAACAAGAGGAGACCUUCAGAUCUGUACUUGAGUCCAUUGAGCAGUUGAGGUCAAAGGUCACUGAGGUGAUUAAAGAUUAUGAGCAGCGGAAAGUGAGAAAGACCGAGAAGAUCAUCGAGCAACUGGAGAAGGAGAUCGGGGAGCUGAAGAAGAGAGACGUCGAGCUGGCCAAACUUUUACAAAUAGAUGACGACAUCUGCUUCUUAAAGAAGUUCGAAUCUCCUCCUGAAGAGAGAGAUGCACCUAUCACCAUUACUAAAAAAGAGGUUCUUCCUGGGACUCUCUUUGUGAAUCUGUCUGAUCUUAAGAACACUCUGGAGGAGAUCAGCAACUUGGAGAGUGUGGAGAGUAGUGAGGCGGGCGCUGAAUGUACCGACAAACACAGCAGACAUCUGAAGGAAAACAUCUCAUCUCUCUGUGUCCCUGACGAAGAUGAAGAUCUGCUCAACACAACUCUGAAUGGAGAAUUACUACCGGAGAGACUGAAGAAGGACCUUUGUGAUCUGAAGAAGAGCCUAGAGGAGAUACGUGGCUGGGAGUUUGUGGAGACCAUUGAGACCGGGGUUGGUAUUCAAGGUCUCACCUUGCAGAAUCUACAGACCAGAAAUGGGCUAAUAAAAUACUCCUGUCCGCUCACCCUGGACCCCAACACUGUAAACCCGCGCCUCCAUUUGUCUGAAGACAACAAAAAGGUGACAGACAAGGGGACAGUGACCCUGCGUCGUGAUCAUCCCAACAGAUUUCGAUUUCAGCCCCAGGUUCUGUGCAGAGAGGCUCUGAGUGGGACUCGCUGCUACUGGGAGGUCGUGUGGACUGGAAUCUGGGCUGACAUUGGAGUCGCAUACAAAGGAAUAGAAAGGAGAGGAUGGAACGAGGAGUGCCACCUUGGACAAAAUGACAAAUCCUGGUGUUUGUGCUGCUCUCAUUCCCGAUACUUUGUGCGUCACAAUAAAAUGGAGACUCAAAUCUGCACCCCUUCCAGUAACAGAAUAGGCGUCUAUCUGGACUGUCCGACUGGCUCGCUGUCAUUUUAUAGCAUAUCAGACACCAUGACCCUCUUGCACAGUUUCAACAUCUCCUUCACUGAGCCGCUCUACCUGGGGUUUGGCGUUGGGUUGGAUUCCAGUGUAACAAUCUGUCCUCUGAACCCGUCUGACCAGUGACCCGUGUCAUCUGAUGUCUGCUUCAUGUCUUCUCUCACUCAGACACUCUUGCCAUUUUAGAGAAAAGAGAAAAAUUCCAGACAACAGGAUAAAGUUCAUUCCUGGCACCUCAUUCCUACCGGCCAUUUCUCCUACCAGAGUGACACUGGACUGGACACUGGUCCUAUAACAUAUGGUUAUAGGACCCCCCCCAUCCUUCAUCAAUAAGAAUGUGAGAAGACAUGACAGUGAGCUGACUUCCAUUCAGUGGACAUCAGGCUAAAAACAUUUCUCUAUUAGGUGCCCCCCGCCUUGA